Molecule: messenger RNA, 1307 nt
Organism: Vitrella brassicaformis
Lineage: Eukaryota; Vitrellaceae
Source: the annotation of a GenBank genome assembly
CAGCCGACGGGUUCGCUGGGUUCCCCCUGGCGACGUGUGUGGCGUGGGUGGCUGCGUGACUGAGAGGGCAUCGUCAUCUCGGCACUCAGAGUUGCUCAUUUGCACCGACACCACCCGCAGCGGAUCAGGUACGAGUGCACAAAGAGAGGGUGGAUGCAUGUGCCUGUCGGCGAUGCAGACGGCGGCUGUGUUAUGCUGUCACAUCAGAUUAUGGACGGCUACGGCUACGGUGCCCAUCCCCAGAACGACUACAUCAAUCAGGAUACGCCGCCAUACGCUCAGCCAGAUGACAUCAACGGUAGGCAUUUCCCAUUGUCAGCUGGGUGCUGCGUCGCUGUACAUGCCCUCUCUGUCUGUCUGUGUGUGCAGAAGUCGCGGCCAACACGCUCGUUGCCGACUGGCAGAGGGCCACAGAGAAGCCGACCAUCGUCUACAUAACGCCAGACGGCACCUGGGUGGCCUACCAGCAGCGCUCUCACACCAAGCUGCCCCGCCACACGCCCGUCUGUCUGAGACUCAGAAGCCUUCCCCAUUGGCCACAAGACACCACAAUCUACAUCACACCCACACGGAGAGACGACAUGAUGACAGACCAGCAGAAGGAUGACAGCCGCCAGCGCGGUGGGCGGGGCCGCGAGUUCGACUACGACCAGAUCGUGUUUGGGAAGAUUGGCCGACUCAGUGACGACGAGAGCCAUCCGAUGGCGCGUGGCCGGUGGGGCGGCAAGCCUUUUUCCUUCCGCUAUGCGCCCGACGAGGCCGUUGGGGCGGGGCGGCUGCGCAAGACGGUCAACCGCUGUGUGUGCGGGAUGCUCAACAUGAAGCAGGACCACCACCAGACAAACCACCACAAUGCAGCGAAGAAGACCGAGGCCAAGAAACGACGCAGUGACAUCAAAGUGAGGCAGGUCGGGCGUCACUGCGUUGUGUCAUGUGUUGGCUCGUGCGUGAUUUCUCGGCUUGUGUGUCAGGCGGCCAAGGCGGCCAAGGUUCUCAAACACACCAACCAGACAAGUGGGAGCACACCAAUGCACGGUGCAAAGCAGCAUCCUCAUGUGUCUUGUUUGCACUGCUGUGGGUGCAGUGCCGCCCGAGACGCCAUCCAAUGGGGAAUCAUCGGCCGACAACUUCGUCGACAACGUAUUCAACACGCCACUGUGAUGAUGAUUUUGGUUUACGAGGAGGUGUCUAGCUACCGGAGAGGUGUGCACCUGUGCCUGUGUAUGUGAGUGCGUGAGGGUGUGUAUGUGCGUGUCCGUGUUGACUCACUGUUGAGCGGUUUUGGUCCUACCUUUAUCUACUAUCGA